Morone saxatilis (striped sea-bass) is the source of this 2377-nucleotide messenger RNA. RefSeq names its product monocyte to macrophage differentiation-associated 2a (gene mmd2a). NCBI's taxonomy places the organism in Eukaryota, Metazoa, Chordata, Actinopteri, Moronidae. Gene Ontology annotation, cellular component: membrane. Bases 175 to 1023 code for a protein of 282 amino acids. Gene Ontology annotation, molecular function: pore-forming activity. The record is from RefSeq and is a predicted model, not a curated record. The transcript is spliced from 7 exons.
ACACAUUUGAGACUCGGAACAAAACUCUCUGCUGGCUGCAGCUCACACCAGCCUCGUGUUCCCGCCGGGAUGCCUCCUCGUCUGACCUCCGGAGAGAAAGUCCCGACACUUUGAGUGAAGUCGCCCAGUGGUUGUGUAGUUGCCUCUGCGGGUCGCUGCCCCCCCUGUGUGUUUAUGUUUGGACGCGCGGCGGUGGGACAUCCGGAAUGGGGAAUCCGUAGGAGCAGACGACGCUCGCGGGCGUGCGGUUGGUAUAGAGAGCGCGAGCGGCACCAACGCGCGCGCGUGCCCCGUACGCACGAGAUGGACUUAAAGAAGACAAAAUUUGGGAGGUUCAUGAACCACAGGGUGCCAGCCAGUAAGAGAUACCAGCCCACUGAUUAUGAACAUGCUGCAAACUGUGCCACACAUGGGUUGUGGAUUCUUCCCAGUCUGGUGGGCGGGUCUGUGCUCUACUUCCUGUCUGUGGACCAAUGGCAUCGUGUGGCUGCCUGGCUCUAUGGCAGCGGUCUCACCGGCCUGUUUGUCACCUCAACACUCUUCCACACUGCUGCCUGGAAAAUCAGCCACCUCCGAAAGGUGGAGCAGCGUUUCCACAUGUGUGACAGAAUGGCCAUCUACUUCUUCAUAGCUGCCUCCUACUCUCCCUGGUUGAUGCUGAGGGAGCUGGGACCCUGGUCGUGCCACAUGCGCUGGCUGAUAUGGGUCAUGGCCUGUGUAGGAUCCAUGUAUGUCUUCUUUUUCCACGAAAGGUACAAGCUGGUGGAGCUGUUUGGAUAUGUGGCCAUGGGGGUUGUUCCUGCUCUGGUCAUCCUGUCUAUGGUGGAUCGUGCAGGUGUCCGUGAACUGGCACUGGGAGGCGUCUUCUAUGUUGUGGGCGUGGUCUUCUUUAAGAGCGAUGGCCUCGUCCCUUUUGCCCACGCCAUCUGGCAUCUCUUUGUUGCAGCGGGAGCAUGCAUUCAUUAUUAUGCCAUCUGGAGGUACCUGUAUUUACCAGGGCCACUGCUGCACACAUCAAGGUGACUAGGCCACCUAAGAUGACGUGAUUUCACACCACAUGUCUGAGGAAAGUGUAUUUUAGUCACAAGACCACUGUGUUUUGACUACAACUGACCUGACUCAUGAGGCGCCACACGGAGAGAUGGUGCUGAGAUGAUCUGACUGUCAGUAUUGACUGCGACAGAUCAGAUGAAAUUCUCCAAAGGUGGGGCCAAAACCAUGGGACCAAACUGUUCAACUAAAAAUUAUUUCAACAUGCUAUAUGAUGAAAUUCAACUGAGUAACAGCCCUGGGUAUGAAUCUCAAUUUGUGUUCAUCAACACAUGGGAGGUGUUUGCACAAACAGGGCUACAUACAACGUGCCAGGUAGUAUAGAUUGCCAAUAUUCAUUUAAAGGAGUAGUUAAACAUUUUGGAAACUAUGCUUAUUAACUUUCUUGUCGAGAGUUAGAUGAGAAGAUUGACAUAUGUGGCUAGCAGCUGGUUAGCCUAGCACAAAAAAUGGAAACGGAGAACUUUAAUCUCUGUAACUGAACAGACGAUAUACAGUCAGCUAGUAAACUCCACCCUUUCCAUAUUCAACCAUAAGUGAUGUGCCAAAAGUAACCACACAGGAAUUAUAUAUUGGUGCUAACCCCCACUUUUAAAUAGUGGAACUCAGUGUCACAAAUUACUCUAUUUUUAUUUUGGUUUUAGCCAUUUUUGCACAGCAGCAAAACAUGAAAAUAUUGUCACGACAUGUCAUGUUUGGAAAGUCCAAAUUCUGUGAAGACGCUGCCCCUGAUUUCAUAAACAAACAUACUCACCAUAGGUUGACAUUUGACUGUGUUAAGCAAUUUGCAGACAGACUUAAGGUCACUAUAUAAUAGCUGGGUGACACACUGACACAAAUUAACAGACACUCACUGUGAUUUGUAUUUGUCAUUAAUCAGCCUCAAAAUAAUCUCUAAUGAUUUUACUGCAAUGUGAUUCAAAUGAUUAAAAGUCUAAUCGUAGAGCUGAUGUCAUACUAACUGUAUUCUGGGUCAAAUGUUAAAUUCUCAAACAAUGUCAAGGCUAUUUGCAUUGAUUAUCUUGUUUAGACGACUAUGACUGCCAGUUGUUUUGUUUAAGUGAUGCACUCUCAACCUUGAGCACUUUUCUAUCAGCAACAGGGAUGAAUAAAAUGUAGAAUUUCCUAAAAGUUUCUGAAUAUGACAGAAUUAACAGACAGGCAUGUUAUACAUGUAGAUUAUAUGUGCACAUUUUUAUACUUCUUUAAACACUGUUUAGAUCAGGUUUUCUCUAACCUUUAGUAGUUCAACUGUUUCUGUUGGCAACAGAGCACUUACUCAGGAAGUAAGCAUUUCUUUCUUUAAAAAAAAAAAAGAUGUAUUUUG